Molecule: messenger RNA, 1886 nt
Organism: Eriocheir sinensis (Chinese mitten crab)
Lineage: Eukaryota; Metazoa; Arthropoda; Malacostraca; Decapoda; Varunidae
Product: protein RFT1 homolog
Exons: 13
Coding region: 192-1871 (559 amino acids)
Biological process (GO): dolichol-linked oligosaccharide biosynthetic process; glycolipid translocation
Cellular component (GO): endoplasmic reticulum membrane
Source: RefSeq, a predicted model, not a curated record
CUCAGAUCUUCGCGGCCCUGAGAACAACAUAAACAGUCUGAACUGAAAAAGAAAUAUACAACCAGUCCAACGCGUCACCGUGCCUAUCGCUGAGAAGGCCUAAAUUGGCUGCCGUGAUGUAUGACUUGAUGGGUCCAUGCUGCCCCCCCAGUGCUCCUCAUGACCGAAGUCACUGAAAUCAUACAAGCAGAAUGACUGAUGUCCAGUCACUGAAAAAGGGAGCUCUUGUAGCAGCCACUUAUGAUACCAUAUUACAGGUUGGCCUGCGCAUCAUGUCAUUCAUACUGAAUGCAUUUAUCAUACGCCACGUAAGCCAUGAGGUGUUUGCAGUGAUGACAGUUCGAUUGCAUUUGCUGUAUGCUACAGGGCUGCUCUUAUCCCGGGAAGCUUUCAGGCGCGCUGCCCUCAGUUCAAAGGGAUCUGGUCAAAUAUACAGACUGAUCAACUUGAUAUGGAUUGGGUGGGUAGUAUCUAUACCAGUUGGUUGCCUGGGGUGGUGUGUGUGGUCGUAUGUGAUGAUCCACCCCCCUCAUGCAGUUGCACCUUAUUAUGAGACCACAGUGCUCUUCAUAGUGAGCAGUAUUGUGGUGGAAGUUGCUGCAGAAGUUCCAUAUAUUUUGGGAGAGCUACAGAUGUGGACCAAGACAAGGGUAACAAUUGAAGGGAUGAUGCAAACCCUGCGUUCGCUACUUCUGGCAACCUUUGUCUUCAAAUGGCCAAGUCAGGCAGUACUUCUAUAUGGCAUCAGCCAUCUUUGUGGUUCAGUGAUGUACACUGCCUCCUAUUACGGCUUCUUUGCCUAUGUUAUGCACAGAAAAAAAGAAGUUGAAAAAUUACCAGUCAAGAGUUUGGGCCAGUUGUUUCCAUCCUGGGAGCAAGGAAUUUGGUUGCCAAGUGUAGACACGGAGCUUGGAAGGCUAGCUUGGAGCUUCUUUCGUCAGGGAUGGUUGAAAGAGGCACUCACUGAAGGAGAAUUCUACCUCAUGAAUUUCUUUCAACUUAUUUCUCUGGCUCAACAAGGUGUCUACCAGGUGGUAAAUAACUUGGGCUCCUUAGCAGCACGACUCGUGUUUCGCAGUGUUGAAGCUGCUGCAUACAAAUUCUUUGCCCAAAUGAUGGAACGUGGCAAGUCAGUGGCAGAGCAGGAUCAGAAAUGCAUUGCAGAGAGUGUGAAGUUUUUGUCUUCUCUUCUGCACAACUUAGUGCUAGUGAGCCUCAUAAUUAUCACCUUUGGUUGGUCCUACUCACGUGUGGUCUUACAGCUUUAUGGAGGUGCUCAGCUGAGUGAGGGUGGUGGAACACCACUCAUGCGAGCCCAGUGUUUUUAUGUAAUUUUCUUGGCAGUCAAUGGCAUCACUGAAGCCUACACGUUUGCUUCUAUGGACGACUCGCAGCUCUCUCGGUUCAAUGGGUUCUUGGUGUUCUUCUCUGUCAUCUACAUCAUCAGUGCAGUAGUUCUGACACAAAUAUUUGGUGCACUCGGCUUCAUCUUGGCUAACUGUCUGAACAUGAGCCUCAGGAUAGCAUACAGCUUGAGAUUCAUCUACAAGCAGUACCAAGAGAGUUGUCACAGACCUUUGAAAUCCCUUCUGGUUCGACCUAAACUCCUCUGUGUGUUUCUUACUGCAUGGAUCCUUACAUCUGCCUCAGAGGGUACUGUAUACCACAAAACAGCAGUGGGUCAUAUAAGUAUUGGAGCAUUAGCUCUGCUUGCUGUGGUGUAUGCCCUGCGCUGGGAGUUAAGGCCUUUGCUAGAGAAGGUUUUGGACCUAACUACCAGGUUUAUAUCAAGGUUCUUCCCAAGAAAGCAACACCAUUCCAUUGAAGUGAAACUUGGGGAUUCUAUACGCAAAGUGCUUUAUAAGUUAUGAUUUUGUGUGUGUGUG